Messenger RNA from Eupeodes corollae, 2406 nucleotides. It is a transcript of the gene Pgm2a, whose product is annotated as glucose 1,6-bisphosphate synthase. Gene Ontology annotation, molecular function: phosphopentomutase activity; magnesium ion binding. The transcript is spliced from 2 exons. The coding region runs from base 243 to 2072 and encodes 609 amino acids. Gene Ontology annotation, biological process: carbohydrate metabolic process; purine ribonucleoside salvage. Lineage: Eukaryota; Metazoa; Arthropoda; Insecta; Diptera; Syrphidae. The record is from RefSeq and is a predicted model, not a curated record.
AUUCCGAUGCGAAAACAAAUUCAAUUCGAUUCCGAGGAAAGGCACAAAUACAAUUUUCAAUUUCAUUAUCAUUUCAAAUAUCAAAUUUCAUUCAUCACAAAACCCUGCUGCUGACACCGCCGUUCCUGAGCUGAAUUAUUCAUUUUAAAUCAACAGAAUUAAGUAAUUAAUAUAAAUACCCAAUAGUUCUAGAAUUGCGCACAGAUUUGUCUCAAUCUUAGCCCAAAAGAAUAACCUUAACUAUGAGCGGUGUUGUGGAUGAGUGUCUUCAAAAGCAAAUCGAUCUCUGGCUAAAAUGGGAUCGAAACGACAAGACCCGCAAGGAAAUCCAAUCCUUGGUCGACGCCAAGAACUACAACGAACUUAACCGGCGCCUUCUUAAUAGAUUGGCCUUUGGAACUGCCGGCUUACGUGGCCCCAUGCGAGCUGGUUUCAACUCUAUGAAUGACUUGGUUAUCAUUCAGACUGCUCAGGGAUUGAGUGAGUAUAUUCUGAAGGAGUUCCCCAAUGUGGAGGACCACAAGCGGGGCGUUGUCUUCGGCUACGAUGGGCGGUAUAAUAGUAAGCGUUUUGCUGAGUUAUCUGCGUGUGUCUUGAUUAGCCGGGGAAUCAAGGUUUGGUUGUUUAGCAAGAUGGUUCCGACACCUUUUGUGCCGUUCACAGUGCUCCAACACAAGUGCCUUGCUGGUGUGGUUGUGACUGCUUCCCACAACCCCAAAGAAGACAAUGGGUACAAAGUUUACUGGGCAAAUGGUCCUCAAAUCAUACCUCCACACGAUAAGGGCAUCCAGAAAUGCAUCGAAGCUAAUUUGGUGCCUCUGGAGUCAUCUUGGGAAACAUCGAUUUUGAAUGAGAAUCCAAUGUUGGAGGAUCCUUUUGAAGACAUGUUCCGAUUGUACUAUGAUGCCCUGUUGGCGAAUAUCCCUUUAGAGUUCCUGAAAUCAAACGAGGAGAGUGAUGUGAGAUUUGUCUACACAGCGAUGCAUGGAGUAGGCUUUCCUUUUAUAGAACGAGCUUUCGAGGCUGCGAAGCUGAAGCCUGUUUUGGCUGUUGCCGAACAGCGGGAUCCUGACCCAGAGUUCCCCACUGUGAAGUUCCCUAAUCCAGAGGAGGGAAAGUCCAGCCUGGAGUUGUCGAUUAAGAAAGCCGAUGCAGAAGGAGCCACCAUCAUCCUAGCCAAUGACCCAGACGCCGACCGUCUGGCAUGUGCUGAAAAAGAUGCCACCACCGGAAAGUGGAAGGUGUUCAAUGGAAAUGAGUUGGGUGCUCUCAUCGGCUGGUGGGCAUUGAAGAACUUCCAAACUCUUGAUCCCAAUUUGGAUGCCUCAAAGUGUUAUAUGAUGGCGAGUACAGUGAGUUCAAAGAUUCUGCGUUCUAUGGGAGCCAUUGAGGGCUACAAAUUCGAGGAGACCCUCACCGGCUUCAAGUGGAUGGGCAAUCGGACGAUUGAGCUGAUGGAAGCUGGUAACAAAGUUCUGUUCGCCUUCGAAGAAGCCAUCGGGUUCAUGGUGUCCACAGCAGUUCUCGACAAAGAUGGCGUCAGUGCUGCUGCUCAUCUCGCCACCAUGGUUUGCUAUCUCAAGCGCACCGAGGGAAUCACCCUCACUGAGAAAUUGAAGAACAUCUAUGAAAAGUAUGGCUUCCACAGUACCAAGUGCUCCUACCUCUUCUGCUACGAUCCACCGACCAUCAAGCGAAUCUUCGCUCGCAUCCGCAGCUUCGACAACGGCAAGCCAGCCACUUACCCACAAUCUAUUCUGGAUGGCGAAUUCAAGAUCAAACACAUCCGUGACCUGACCAACGGCGUGGAUACCUCAGAAGCUGAUGGCAAAGCUAAAUUGCCAGUAAGUUCAAGUUCCGAGAUGAUAACGUUCACUUUCGAGAAUGGACUUGUGGUCACUCUGCGAACGAGUGGAACCGAACCAAAGAUCAAGUAUUACGCAGAGAUGUGUGCCAAACCCGAGGAAAAGGACUGGGCGGAGUUGGGAAGACGAUUGGAUCGUAUGGUUGAAGCUAUUGUCGAGGAGUUCCUACAGCCUAAGCUAAAUGAUUUGACACCGAAGUCGGAUUGAGGUGGUUGCUUGGAAUUUUUGAUGUCCAUCAGUGCCCAGAAGACGCAUAAAACUUAACAAGCAUGUACCUAUCUUUGUACUUAAGUUUUAUUUUUUUGAAAUACCAUUCCUCAAAGUUGUGAUGAUGUAUUGUACUAUCCCAAAAAAGUCCCUACUGCCCUCCUGUCCCAUUCCUUGAUUUUUGUUUAUGUUGAGAUGAUUUUUGUGCUUUUGUUUAUAUUAUUGAACUUGUAAAAGCUUUUGAAUUAUUUGUAUUGUUUUUUAAUUUUAUUUAUAAAAACAAAUUAGAUUAAAAUGUUGUGUGAAAUAAAGUUUGAUUUUUAUUAUAAUUAAA